Messenger RNA from Alnus glutinosa, 2387 nucleotides. Its product is annotated as cysteine-rich receptor-like protein kinase 10. Gene Ontology annotation, biological process: protein phosphorylation. Gene Ontology annotation, molecular function: ATP binding; protein kinase activity. Bases 252 to 2228 code for a protein of 658 amino acids. Lineage: Eukaryota; Viridiplantae; Streptophyta; Magnoliopsida; Fagales; Betulaceae. The transcript is spliced from 7 exons. The record is from RefSeq and is a predicted model, not a curated record.
GCAAAAAUUUGAGGAGUAACGCGUUUUAUUUAGUUGAAAAUGUCAAAAUUGGCGUCUUCUCUUUCCAAAAUAUGAAAUUUCCUACUUCCACAGUUCUACUGUUGAGGUACGUUCCCAACUUUGACUGAGAUCUGCGUUACCGCGAGUUCGGUGGCUUGACCAAGUUGACUUGCUUCAUUACUAGCUUCGAUUCUAGCUCCACUGGCCACCAUAUCUUCUCAAUCCCAGAUCGAGCCGCCUUGCUCACGAUCAUGGGCUUGCUGAUCAGCUUCAACCUCUGCAUGACGACCCUUUCUGUCCUCUCCUUGCUGAUCGCCUUCCUUAGCCGAACCCGAACUGAAGCUGCUGCAACUUACCUCUACCAUGUCUGCCCAAACACAACAACUUUCACCGCCAACAGCACCUACCGAUCAAACCUCAUUGACCUCCUGGGUUACCUUUCCUCCAACGCCACCAGCAACCCAGAAUUCUACAAUGCCUCCGCCGGAAACUCCGGUGACACGGUCUACGGCCUAUUCCUGUGCCGCGGUGACCUCCCUGCCGAAGCCUGCAGAGACUGUGUUGCCGGGGCAACAGAAGACGUACCCAACCGCUGCCCCGAAGAGAAAAUGGCCGUGGCUUGGUACGAGGAGUGCAUGUUACGCUACUCUAACCGGUAUAUCUUCUCCACCAUGGUCCCCGACCCUACCGCUUACUUUUGGAGCAGACAGAAUGUUUUGGAUGCGAACCGGUUUGACGAGCUAGUGAUGGCGACAAUGAAUGAUUUGGCAACCGGCAUUUCAAAUGUUGGGUCUGGAGCUAAGAAGUUUGGGACGAAAGAAGCGAAAUUCACAGUGUCACAAACGUUGUACACCCUUGUGCAAUGCACGCCGGACCUGUCGGGUUACGAUUGCAAUAGGUGUCUUCAGAUAGCGAUGACAAAUCUGCCGGGUUGCUGCAGUGGAAAGACAAUGGCCAGAGUUCUGUUUCCGAGUUGCUAUCUUUGGUAUGAUGUGUACCCGUUUUACCUAACGGUAAACACAUCGGCGCCAACGCCAAAUCCAGCACUUGUUCCUCCACCUCCUAGUCCUGGAAAAGGUGAACUCCCAUUGCUGGCAAUUAUUGCCAUUAUUGCUGCGAUUUCUGUCUGUGCGAUGCUAUUCAUUAUGGGCUACUGCUUCCUCAGGAGAGCAAGAAAGAAGUACAAUGCCAUACAGGAAGGUGGUGCUGCUAAUGGUAUUACAAGUACUGUAGAGUCAUUGCAAUUUAAUUUUGCUACAAUUGAAGCUGCCACCAACAACUUCUCAAAUGAUAACAAGCUAGGUGAAGGCGGAUUUGGUGCGGUUUACAAGGGAAUACUUUCUAAUGGACAAGAAAUAGCUGUAAAGAGAUUAUCAAAAAGUUCUGGACAAGGAGUAGGAGAAUUUGAAAAUGAGGUUAUAGUGGUUGCAAAACUUGAACACAGAAAUCUUGCAAGGCUAUUGGGAUUUUGCUUAGAAAGAGAGGAAAAGAUACUUGUCUAUGAAUUUGUGCAGAACAAAAGUCUCGACUACUUUCUAUAUGACAUUGAAAGACAAAGACAACUGGAUUGGUCAACACGUUAUAAAAUCAUUGAAGGGAUUGCUCGAGGGAUUCUUUAUCUUCACGAAGAUUCUCGCCUUAGAAUUAUACAUCGUGAUCUUAAAGCCAGUAAUGUUUUAUUGGAUGGGGAUAUGAAUCCAAAAGUUUCAGACUUUGGCAUGGCAAAGAUUUUUGGAAUUGAUCAAACUCAAGGAAACACUCGUAGGAUUGCCGGCACAUUUGGUUACAUGUCUCCAGAGUAUGCUAUGCAUGGACAUUUCUCGGUAAAAUCGGAUGUAUAUAGUUUUGGUGUCCUAAUUCUUGAGAUUAUAAGUGGAAAGAAGAUAAGUUCUUUCAAUCAAUCAGAUGGCACUACUAGACACCUUUUGAGCUAUGCAUGGAGACUUUGGAGGGAUGGAACACCCUUGGAUUUGUUGGAUCCAUCAUUGGGAAACUCUUACUCGAGAAAUGAAGUCAUCAAAUGUCUCCAUAUUGGAUUACUAUGUGUACAUGAUGAUCCAAUUGAGAGGCCAACAAUAGCAUCCAUAAUUCUCAUGCUAAACAGUUACUCGGUUACUCUACCGUCACCUCAACAACCAGCAUAUUUCUUUAGUAGUGGAGCAGAGCAAAACAUGCAAUUAAGGGAGUCAGGCUCAGAUCAAUCUAGUAGAACCAAAUCGCUGCUCUGAUCUGUCGAUGAAGCAUCAAUUACUCAAGUAUACCCUCGGUAGUGUGAGUGGGAAGUGCUUCACAAGAGUUAGCAAGUUGCAUAUGACCAUUAUUUAAGAUUAAUUGAGAUUUCUGAACCCUACUUACUUAAGACCAUCAUUAGUAUUUUUAUUGGGUAA